AUGGAGAAUAUCACAUACGCCAAUGUUAGCGUUCAAAUGAACACUGCAUCGGAUGGUUCAUUAGGACGACAUGCAUUCCUCACUUCCCAACCAUAUGUUGCAGUUUCGUGUAUAAUCAUACAAGCUGUUGCGUCGUUGGCCGGAACUUUCGGAAACGUUCUUAUCCUGUUCGUUAUUGCAACGAAAUCGGAGUUACGUAACAAAAUGGAGUCUACGUUCAUCGCCAACUUGGCUCUCAGUGAUAUGUACGUCACAUUGAUAGCUGGCCCAAUGAGUUUACUAGCUAAAAUAGAGGGAGAACAAUUCUUUGAAAAUAUACCUAACCUGUGUAAGAUCGUCGCCAGUCUUUGCACGAUAUCCUGCGUGACAUCACUAAUGACGAUUUCAAUGAUGAGUAUAAACAGGUACUUCUUCAUAUGCGAAAAUGCUUUUUACAGCAAAAUCUUUACCAGGAAAAGCUGUAUCGCCAUGUGCGUAUCAGUUUACUUUGUUGGAACUGCACUGGUACUUCUUAACACACUAGGUAUAGGCGACCAUGGCUUUGACCAGAAAAGUCUGGAGUGCAUUUGGGACAGAAUGGCCACGUACCCAUAUACAAUCGUGUUUUCGAUAGUUCUAGUGUGGAUACCCUCCAUUAUAACUGGAAUAAACUAUUUGAGAAUCUACUUGUUCGUACGAGCUCACAGACAAAAGUUAAUCAAGAACAGCAUACACUCAAUUGGAAACAUGACACAGUUGAAAAGUGUUCAACUCGCGAAGACAUUAUUUAUCAUCUAUGCUGUUUUUGUCACGUGUUGGGCACCGUAUGCGUUGCUUAUAGUGGUGGACACCAAAGACACCUUUCCGCAUGAAGUACACAUAUACAUCACGACGUUUGCACAUUUACAUCCGUCAUUAAACUGGGUGAUCUACUUUUGUACAAACAAACAAUUUGCAAAGGCUUACAGAGAGAUUUUUACAAGCUACUGUCGUGCACUACCACUGAGUCCUACAUCCGAAUAA
Mya arenaria is the source of this 1002-nucleotide messenger RNA. Its product is annotated as melatonin receptor type 1A-like. Gene Ontology annotation, biological process: G protein-coupled receptor signaling pathway. Gene Ontology annotation, cellular component: membrane. Gene Ontology annotation, molecular function: G protein-coupled receptor activity. The record is from RefSeq and is a predicted model, not a curated record. The transcript has 2 exons. Lineage: Eukaryota; Metazoa; Mollusca; Bivalvia; Myida; Myidae. Bases 1 to 1002 code for a protein of 333 amino acids.